AAAAGGAUUAAAAAUUACAAAUGCAGUGUGGUCUCAACUGCAUAGAAAACCGUACAUAGACAAAAACGGAAGAAAAUACAUACAAAAUGUGAACUAUGCUGGAAAUGUGGAUGAGUAUUCUUCCUGCUUUUCUGUAUUCUCCAAAUGUUCUUUGAUAAAUGUGUAAUACUUGGAUAAGAAGAAAAAUUUUCAAAUUUUCAAAGGAAGUGACCAAGUUCUGCCUCUUGCUCAGGUAGCGCCAUGGUCCUGGAAGCAGACAUCACCGUAGAAGGACUCAACACAGCCAACGAGACAGGGGUCCCCAUCAUGGCGCACCCCCCAGCCAUCUACAGUGACAACACGCUGCAGCAGUGGCUGGAGGCUGUGCUGGCCUCUUCCCAGAAGGGUAUCAAACUGGACUUCAAGAGCCUCAAGGCUGUGGGCCCCUCGCUGGACCUCCUGCAGCGGCUGACAGAGGACGGGAGAGUGAGGAGGCCUGUGUGGAUCAAUGCGGACAUCCUGAGGGGCCCCAGUGUGCCCAUCUCAAUCGAGGUCAAUGCCACACGGUUCCUGGCCUUGGUCCAGGAGAAGUAUCCUGAGGCCACCCUGUCUCCAGGCUGGACCACCCUCUAUGUGCCCCUGUUCCUGAACAGGACAUACACCCGAGCCAUGGUGGAGAGGAUGCAGGAGCUGGUGGGCACACUGCCACAGAGGGUCACCUUCCCCGUGCGGGCUGUCAUGGUACGGGCUGCCUGGCCCCACUUCAGCUGGCUGCUGGGCCAAUCGAAGAGGUACAGCCUGACGCUGUGGCAGGGUGCCUUGGACCCCGUGUCGGUGGAUGAUCUCCUCUAUGUCCGAGACAACAGCGCUUCCCACCAAGUCUACUAUGACCUCUUUGAGCCUGUCCUGUCACAGUUCAAGCGACUGGCCGCGAAUGCCACACGGAAGCGCAUUUACUACACGGGAGGCAGCCUGAUCCCUCUCCUCCAGCCCCCUGGGGGGGACGGUCUGAGCGUGGAGUGGCUGGUUCCUGACCUCCAGGGCAACAGAAGAACAGCAACAGUCAGCCUCCCAGACGGAGAAGGCAUGAUCCUGCUGACCGUUGGCCUCCAGGGGCCUGCAGCCAAGGACGCCGUGCCCGUCAUACGCGCCCCGGGAGGUCCCGCCCCGACGCUGGAGUCCUGCCUCCUGCAGCUGGCCGGGCGGCCCGGGCGCUGGGGUGUCCAUCUGCUCAUAGCAGAGCCCUCAGCCCUCCGGCCGGCCCUGACCACACUGGCCCGCCUGUCUGCCCUGGGCCACCUGCCUCGGCCUGUGUGGAUCGGGGCCACAGUCUCCCAUGGCAGCUUUGCGGCCCCUGGCCACGUGGCCGGCAGGGAGCUGCUGACAACUGUGGCUGAGGUGUUCCCCCACGUGACGGUGGCACCAGGCUGGCCUGAGGAGGCGCUGGGUGGUGGCUACAGGGACCAGCUGCUUGCGGAUAUGCUGGAGCUGUGCCGGGGUCUCUGGCAACCUGUGUCCUUCCAGCUGCAGGCCAGGCUCUUGGGCCCGAACCCAGCUGGGGUGGUGGCCAGGCUGUUGGCGGCCUCCCCCCGGGCCACUGUCACGGUGGAGCACCGUCCUGAGGGGGACGACUAUGCAUCGGUGCGGGCGGGGCUGCUGGGAGCCAGGGCUGUGGACAGGACCCGAGUCUACUACCGGCUGCCCCCGAGUUACCGCGAAGACUUGCUGGCAGAUGCUGGAGGGAACUGAGCACCCAUGGGUGCUGGGCCGGUGGGCCCCUGGCUCCAGGCUUCCCACGGGGGAGGCAGCAAGGAAUAAAUGCC
Molecule: messenger RNA, 1802 nt
Organism: Mirounga angustirostris (Northern elephant seal)
Lineage: Eukaryota; Metazoa; Chordata; Mammalia; Carnivora; Phocidae
Gene: FAM151A
Product: family with sequence similarity 151 member A
Exons: 6
Coding region: 241-1728 (495 amino acids)
Source: RefSeq, a predicted model, not a curated record